GGAACGUAGUGGAGAACGCCGAAGGCAUAAGAGCCACCGACGUGGUAGUAGAAGUCGAAGCAAAGAAAAAAGAAGGUAUGAAGAAAGAAGAUCGCGUCGUAGCAGAAGUCGAGAGGAAGAGGACACAAGUAAACGACGUCGUCUUUCCAAGGAAGAAAUUGUUACAAAGGUAUCUUCUGAAAAGUAUAGUUCUACUCCCUCUCCAGGAAGAGAUUAUCAUGAUCAACACACUGGUUAUGUUGCAACUGAAGAUGAAGCUAGGAAAAGAUUAGUCGAUUCAGUUGAAGAAACUGAUUCAGUUCAAAAUUCACCACCUAGAAAAAAGGUAGCAGAUGUACCUAUCUUCAAGUCAAAAUGGAAUGAUGAUGAAGACGAGGAAGAAAACAAAAAGGAAUAUACUUGCCUUACUUCGUUUAAACAUGUUUGGACUUUUUUUUCGGACCUUGGUGGCUUUAUCCCUGUUGGGUUAUUUUACAAAUCUCAAAAUAACGCUUUGAAUAAAGGCGUUACAGCUACUCAGAUCAAGGGCUUGCUAGCACUGGGUAUAUUGGUUGAAGAAUACUGUUCAAUAUUAAACUUUCUUGCUACAACCGCUGGUCCUAUUGGAGAAGAUCUUUUUCAUUGGCAAGCAACAAUUAUGGGCCCUACCGAAUCUCCAUACACUGGUGGUGUAUUUUUUCUUGCCAUCCACUUUCCUACAGAUUAUCCAUUCAAACCACCGAAGGUUAAUUUUACCACAAGAAUUUACCAUCCGAAUAUCAACAGUAAUGGAAGUAUAUGCCUGGAUAUUCUAAGAGACCAAUGGUCACCUGCUCUUACCAUUUCGAAAG
Dentiscutata heterogama is the source of this 830-nucleotide messenger RNA. The record is from the annotation of a GenBank genome assembly. NCBI's taxonomy places the organism in Eukaryota, Fungi, Glomeromycota, Glomeromycetes, Diversisporales, Gigasporaceae.